AUGGCGAUUAUACUACCGUCGCUGCCGCGGUCUCCCCUUCUCCUCCUCCUGCUCGCGCUGGUGCUGCUCUCGUCGGCGCACCUCCCACUCCUCGCGCGCGCAGAGGAGUCGUGCUCCGCCUCCGCGCCCUGCGCCAACAACCUCUGCUGCAGCAAAUGGGGCUGGUGUGGCUCCACCGUCGAUCACUGCGGCGCAGGCUGCCAGUCCCAAUGCUCCGGUUCCGCCUCCUCGCCCACUCCGCCUCCCACCACAUCCCCUUCCCCCUCUCCUCCUCCCCCAUCCCCCUCCCCUUCUCCGUCUUCUGCUUCUCCGCCGCCCCCGUCCGCCUCACCUCCCCCACCAACCGGCUCCGCUCCCCCCCCAACCGGCUCCGCUCCCCCCCCAACCGGCUCCGCUCCCCCCCCAACCGGCUCCGCUCCCCCCCCAACCGGUUCCGCUCCCCCCCCAACCAGCUCCGCUCCCCCCCCAACCGGCUCCCCUCCCCCAUCUACUGGGCUGCAGCGCAUGGCGUAUUUCAAGAACGAGGCGGGCAUGGACCCAUCCCUCAUCCCUGCUGCCAACCUCACGCAUGUCUUUUACUCCUCUGCUUCCCUCGACCCCACCACAUACAAGGUCGUCCCUCACAUCCCAGCAAUUGACGUCAACGAGGGCCUCUAUCUGCGCUUCAACUCUGCUGUAAAGACCGCCAACCCCGCCAUAAAAACUCUCCUUUCCAUCGGCGGCUAUUUCAAAUUCUCCACCGAUUUCGCAAGCGCCACCUCCUCCCCGUCCUCCCGCUCUGCCUUCAUCCAAUCCGCGAUCGCCCUCGCUCGCACGUACAACUUUGACGGUCUGGAUCUCAACUGGGAGUACCCAAUGGGCAACACCACCCUCUUUUCCACCCUGUUCACGGAAUUCCGGGCGGCGAUCGAAUCCGAAGCUGCCGCCUCCGGGAAAUCGAAGCUUCUGCUUUCUGCGACGGUUGAUACCCUCUCUUACAAGGAAAUCGAACAGCUGGUAACCACUGGAGGUUACACAGCUAAGCUCGACGCCCCAACAUUCUCUAUGUAUGCGGUGAAGGGUGACCAGUGGGUUGGUUACGACGACCCUUCCACCAUCACCACCAAGGUUCAGUUUGCCAAGGCGCAAGGCUAUGGAGGGUGGUUCUGUUGGAGACUGGACCAGGAUGCCAACAAUGCUCUGGUCAAUGCUGCAGCAGCUGCCUCUUGA
Closterium sp. Naga37s-1 is the source of this 1209-nucleotide messenger RNA. NCBI's taxonomy places the organism in Eukaryota, Viridiplantae, Streptophyta, Zygnematophyceae, Desmidiales, Closteriaceae. The record is from the annotation of a GenBank genome assembly.